AUGAACGACAAUUCGCGUGCUACAAAGCGUGCUGUUGACAGUAAGGCCCUGACUGGCCGCGAUAAGAAGAGAGCUAAAAACCUUGCGGCUCGCAAAAUAAAUACGGGAGGCUCGGCUAAUGCUGAAGUCGGUGUGAAAGGGCCGAAAGUUUCGGGGCCAAUUGAUGUUGUUGACUUCAUCCAAGCCCGAGCGUUUGAAAUCAAUGCAAUGGAGGCGUCUAUUAAAAACGCAAGGUAUGUCUGAUACUUUUCUACAUAACGGAAUACGUUUUUCAGACGAUCUUCUCUAUCGUCGAAUGACUAAUUUACCCAAUUUGUCCAACAGCGGUGCUUUGAAUCAACUGGCAUUUCAAUCUUUGCCCCGUGGACUGCGAAGACGAGCAGCGAGUCAUAAUAUAAAGCGGAUCCCAGUGAAACUUCGAGAAAAAGCCAAGUCUGAGAUGUUGAAAGGGUCUCCACCAAAAAGAACAGGACCACCAAGCCGAAGGAAGAAGAGAAGAGCCGCCACUAUCGUUGAAGAAUACCUACGCCGGCAAGGCAAUAAGAGAUGGUUAGAGACGCACACAUGGCAUGCAAAGCGCAUGCACAUGAAAGACAUGUGGGGGUACCGUCUUGCUGAGUUUCCAAACGAGAAAUCUAUUCGCGCUACGUAUAGAGCUUCAUCUCACCUUUCUAUUUUACACGAUGCAUCAUAUAUGGCAUGUCUGGAAUUGAAAGGUGUGGCUGAAGAGAUUUCAAGGCUUCUCGCACCUACUACCGAUCUGUCUUUACCCUCGGUGGCAAGUCAAAGGUACAACAAGGGACAUCGACUCGGUCAUACCACAUUAUAUCACUAUAUGACAUAUCCACAAAAUGCGAUUUGUCCUAUUACAUUUCUCUGGCAGCAAAAUCCUUCAACCACAUUGAGUAAACUUUGGUUAUGGAUCCACCCCGCAGCGUUUGAAGAAGCAUGGACAUGUUUGAAGGAUGCUCAGGAGAAGACUCAAAUGGAUAAUCCAGUGGUUAUUACGGAUUUGAGAGACGAAAUUUUGAUGUUUCAGCUGACAGGCCCUAGGUCGACAGCUCUACUUCAUGCGGUACUGGAUACCGCACAAGUGGACACCGCUGCAGCAAAUGGUAUGCAAAGAUCUAAUACAACCAACGCAAACAAGGUGUGGAGUUCGUUUAAAUACCUUAGAUCAUCAGCAUCAUUACCAGCAGGUGCGGUGCUUGGCAUAACUGUGCAAGAUCCACGACUAAAGUUUCCACAAAAGCUACCUCGUCGUACAAACCAGGUGCCUUCCAUCGAUGAGAAGGAAUUGCAACACAACAUCGCAAGCUGGCCCAGCGAUGUAGCCUUCAGCGAUCUUUGGAACGAAGAGAUUCGAGAAGAGCUGCGAAAGAACAAGAUACCUGAAUCAGAACUUAACGUUCGCCGUAGCAAGAAUCUUCUCCCUGGCACCAAACUUUUACUCACAGACGACGAUGCCAGAAUUCCAAUCAUUUUAGCUCAAAGAGGAGUCGCCACUCAUACCAACACGACGCCGUCAUCUCCAGAAUACCAGUCUGGCUGGAACAUCAUUCUCCCUAAAGGAUGGGGAGUGAGUUUCUGGAAAUCCCUUGUAUUCGCAGGUUGUCGGACGUCUGGUUUGCGCGAACAACAUGCUAUGCAUUUCGAGAGUGGCAUAGCUUGCUAUCCACAGGAUUGUCCUGAUACGAAGGCUUACGCAUUAUGGAAAGCAGAGGAGAAAUUAGCUGCAGAAAAGUCCUGGAAGCGAAAACCACCGGCUAAGCGACUUAACUUUGCUAAACUGGGGAUUGCAGACCCAUUCAAUGCUGACUUUUCAGGACUUGUUUCUUCUCAUGGUAACAAUGAUGUUGACAUGGAUGCGGGUGAUACUCCUAACUUAUGGAUAGUUCGAAGCAACCAAGUUAUAAAUGCUUUGGCAAUGUCAGACUCUUCUGAACUGGAAUCAUACCACGCGAAAGUGAUAUCUAUUAUGGAUAAGUUGUAUAAUCAACGACAGUUAGACUUGGCUAAGAAGCAGCCAUUGGAUCUUUCAAAAGCGCUCGUAUGCAUCCGAAUCGUACUUCUUGACCGUGGAACACCUAGUAUCAAUGGUCGCAUAUAUCUAGUCCCCAGUUCUGAGCAAUAUUCCAAAUACGUAAGGAAGUUAACAUCCGUCGAUAGCAAACGAAUGAAGGACGACGCCAGCGAUUCUGAUUCAGAUGAGGCUCUUGUAAAGGAAAGCAAUCUUGACAUGUCUUGUUUGAUCGGUUAUGUCACUACAGGACAAUACUCAUAUUGCUUGGGCAAAGGAAUGGCAAUAGGAAACAUCACGCUAGAUGGGUUAGUCAAGCUGCACACUAUAGACAAAAGCCAAGAUCGAAAAGUCAAAUUGCUUGUUCUCGUCAAAGGAGUACAAUCUCGCAUUUGCAGACCCGGUAUUAUAGAAGUUUUAUACUAGAAUCAUUUCAAUAAUCUGAUAUCGGCCUCCCAUCAAUUGUAAUACAUGUCUACAUUUCCUAAUCCAAGCAUGUUUCCAUAAUCACGCACCACUAAACAAAUACACUGCACUACUACUAUGAUGGAAUGUCAAAAGUUCAUUUGUUGUAAUUACUUUGGUUUAUGUAUAAACUACCUAAGCAGUUGGUUGGUUAAUCGUUCUCUUGCUGUCUGAUACGCUUGGAUGAACGACUGCUCGCUCAGCGGGAUGUCAGCAACGUCCAAACGUGGCUUGGAUACACGACCAACGAUAGCAUUGGAAUCCGUUUCCAAAAUGAUACUAUAAUUAGGGAGAUAUAGCGUUAACACGGGCACAAUU
Messenger RNA from Umbelopsis ramanniana AG, 2803 nucleotides. RefSeq lists its product as uncharacterized. Gene Ontology annotation, biological process: tRNA 5'-leader removal. Gene Ontology annotation, cellular component: nucleolar ribonuclease P complex; ribonuclease MRP complex. The record is from RefSeq and is a predicted model, not a curated record. NCBI's taxonomy places the organism in Eukaryota, Fungi, Mucoromycota, Umbelopsidomycetes, Umbelopsidales, Umbelopsidaceae. The transcript has 12 exons. Bases 164 to 2446 code for a protein of 760 amino acids. Gene Ontology annotation, molecular function: protein binding.